Messenger RNA from Cutaneotrichosporon oleaginosum, 2403 nucleotides. RefSeq lists its product as uncharacterized. Gene Ontology annotation, molecular function: amino acid transmembrane transporter activity. Gene Ontology annotation, biological process: amino acid transmembrane transport. Gene Ontology annotation, cellular component: membrane. The record is from RefSeq and is a predicted model, not a curated record. NCBI's taxonomy places the organism in Eukaryota, Fungi, Basidiomycota, Tremellomycetes, Trichosporonales, Trichosporonaceae.
GGCGCGGAGAUGCCCUCUGGCGGUGUGCGACGUCAGUCUGACAAGAUUGCGAGUUUUCUGCCCCGUGCGCACACGAGGCAGCGCGGCCCUGCGACGUGCUCUCUCGUCUCUACAGUCUCAAAGCACAGACCGGACGCCUCCUCCCCUUCAUCAUCCUCUCCAUCUAUCUCUCCACCCUCGCUUGCCACUUCGAGACUAAGGCUCAUCAGAGUCCCCAGUCACUCCCCCACCUCCUUCUCCACUUCCUUCUCCACCUCCCCCUCACCCUCACUCAUUCAAAACUCGCUCUCUUCGAGACCAGAGACCUAAUCCCCCUCUCUCGUCUCUUGUUCUGUACCCCGGCCUCGGUCCCCGACCGCUUUCUAACCAUAUCGUCGACAUACCCACCCCGCCGUGACCAGCGUCCCAGCACUCCCCCCUCCCCUCCCUCCUCCGUCUCCCCGCUGGUCGCUCCGUUCGCCUUCAUGAGCUCGGACAAGUUCGAGAAGUCGUCCUCGCACGGCCAUGUGAACGUCUUUGACGGCAUCACCUCUGGUCACGAGGAGACUUACUAUGACCCCUCCAAGGAGUCUUGGGCGACGCGCGCCGGCCUCAACCUUGAGUCGUUCAAGCGCGCGCCCGGAAGUACUCGUGGCCUUAUCGCACAUGGUGACAUCCCGCCCGAGCUCCUCGCAUACGACAACCCGAUGCUGCAGCAGAAGAUGCGCCCCCGCCACCUCCAGAUGAUUGCUGUCGGCGGCGCUAUCGGUACUGGUCUCUUCGUCGGCUCCGGUUACGCUCUCUCCGUCGGUGGCCCCGCCGGUAUCCUCCUCGCUUGGGUCAUCAUGGGUAUCAUGGUCUUUUUCCUGGCUCAGGCUCUCGGUGAGCUUGCCAUCGUCUACCCGGUCUCUGGCGGCUUCUUCACUCUCGCAAGCCGUAUGCUGGACCCCGCCGUCGGCUGUGCCCUCGGCUGGAACUACGCUUUCCAGUGGGCCGUCACUCUCCCUCUUGAAAUCACCGUCGCCACCUCGACUGUGAUGUACUGGGAGAACGCAGCCAACAUUCCCUUGGCUGCCUGGUACACCAUCUUCUACAUCAUCAUCAUCAUCGGCGCCCUGUUCGGUACGCUCGGAUAUGCCGAGACCGAGUUCUGGGUAUCUGCCCUCAAGCUGUUCGUCGUAGUCAUGUUCCUCUUCAUCGCCGUCGUCUGCGUGUGCGGUGGCGGCCCUGCCGGAAGUGUCUACGACGAGUACAUCGGCGCCCGGUACUGGUACGAGCCAGGAGCGUUUGCCAACGGCUUCAAGGGCGUGUGCAGCGUGUUCAUCACUGCCGCCUUCUCGUACGCUGGUUCCGAGAUCGUUUCGUUUGCUGCCACUGAGACUCCCAACCCCCGCAAGACCAUGCCCCCCGCCAUCAAGAACAUCUUCUGGCGUAUCAUCAUCGUCUACCUCACUCUCAUUCUUCUCAUCGGUCUCGCCAUCCCUUACGACGAGCCUCUUCUUUCUGAGGGCGAGGGCGCCAACGGCUCUCCCUUCGUCAUUGUCAUGCGCCGUGCCAACAUCGCCGGUCUCGACUCGUUCGUCAACAUCACCAUCGUUCUUGCCGUCCUCGCCAUGGGCAUGUCGUGCAUCUACGGUGGCACUCGCCCCAUCGUCGCCCUCUCUGAGAUGGGCUACGGCCCCAAGUUCCUGACUUACGUCGACAAGUCGGGCCGUCCUCUCUGGGCCGUCGCUCUCCUGGUCGCAUUCGGCCCGAUUGCGUACCUCAACCUCAUCCCCAACGCCGGCUCGGACGUCUUCACCUGGCUCCUGGCUCUUUCGGGUCUCUCGACCCUCUUCACCUGGCUCACCAUUUGCCUUACCCACAUUCGUUUCCGCCGCGCGUGGGCCGUCCAGGGCCACUCCGUUGAGGAGCUCCCUUACCAGGCGUUCGGUGGCGUCUGGGGCUCUUACCUCUCGGCUGUCCUCAUCGUCCUCAUCCUCAUCGCCCAGUUCUACUCAGCCGUCUGGCCCAUCGGCGAAGCGCCAAAGGGCAAGGAGGCCGCCGAGGGCUUCUUCAUGAUUUGGCUGUCGCUCCCCGUCAUCCUCUUCAUGUACGGCGUGAGCUGGGCGUGCAUCCGCACCCGCCCCAAGCGCGCCUGCGACAUUGACCUCGACACUGGCCGCAAGAGCUGGCUCACUGUCGAGGAGAUGCGCCAGUUCCGCGCCGAGCGCGCCGCGAAGCCUUGGUACAAGCGCCUGUAUCGCCUCCUCUUUGCCUAAGUCCAUCACUAGAAGGGUUCACUCCAUCAUCAUUUUAACCAUAUUCCCAUAGUCAUCUACCCAUAUUCCUCUCUUGUUAUCUGGUCUGAGCGCAUUAUGCGCUCGAGGGGCUGAGUGAGAGGAGCUCCUCCUCCACCUACCGAUGCAUCUGCUGGACCCUCUG